GACGACAAGUGGUUCGUUUCAUCAUGUCGUCUUAUCGCUACUUCGUCGCAAAAUGUAGCAAUUACGACUCGCUACGGAGAGGAGUUGACUCAAAUGUAUGGGCAGCUCCAGAACACAAGAAUGAUCCUCAACCUCAUCUCGUUCUCUCGACAGCGUUUUCUACAUGCAGUCAAGUCAACAUACUUUUCAGUGUAAAUGGCAGCAAAGGCUGGCAGGGGCAUGCUGUUAUGAAAAGUUUGCCCUUUGCGGCAGACGAAUUGAAAGAUGAUGGUGAAUGUUGGCACAGAUUUGAAAUAGAGUGGGUGUGCUUGUCAAAACAUUAUGCAAUGGUGUGUCUGCCAUUUAGUCAGACCGAAGAUUUGUUGAAUUCACUGGACUUUAACAACUCAGUCAACAAAGCUCGCAACUGGCAGGAAAUGCCAUCUUCAUGUGGUGAACAGUUGUGUGCUCGACUGCAGACACACAUACAACAGGAUGCACAGAAAAGAGAAAGGGAUGCACUAAAAGCAAAAGAGCAAAGACCGCCUCCUUUUCUUUCUAUUGCAGAGAGUGAUAUGCAAGAUACCGGACGUGUGUGGCAAAGCAUGAAUGACAAAGUAGAACAAUAUGGCAAAGUCGUACUUGCUUGUGCAUUUGGAAGUCAACGAUACAAUCUUCAGACUCUAAACAGUGACCUAGAUAUGUAUGUUGUGUAUAUGGCUGACACUAGAAAUCUUUUGUCAUUCAAUUCUCCCCCACGAACAAUUAAGAAUCGUGAAGAUGAAAAGCCUGACUUUACAAUUCACGAGUUGUUCAAGUAUUGUGAGUUGUUAGUGGCUGGAGAUCCUCGAACAGUUGAAACCCUCUUCUUACGCGACACUUGUAUCUAUUAUGCCUCAGACACCUGGAAAGAACUGAAACAGAGCAGAGACUUGUUACUGAGUCGAGUGUUGGUGGACAAGUACUUGAGUGAUGCGCUAGGUGAACGUGGGUUAAAGAAGAUGCAAAAAUGGCAAGCAAAGGAAAUUAAAGAUGACAUGUUGGUGGCUCGCAUGAACAAAUUGUUCUACAUCAUUCUUCGCUUACUGUUUCAUGCAAAACAAGUUGCCACUGGUCAGAAAUAUGAAGUGUUUUAUUCUCAAGAGUCCAGUGAACAUCAAAUGUUGCAAGCAGUCAGAUCAGGCCACAUACCUCAUGAACAGCUUAAAGACAUCAUAAAAACUUUGACAUUUGAGGUGCAAUCUGCUCUGAAUUCUGAUGAGUGUCACCUGCCAAAGACCUCAGAUGAAACACAUGUUGAGAAAUGGCUUGUUAAACAAAGAAGAGACAACUUGUUGUCUGACCCAUAUUUUGUAACAAUUACAUGAGUUGAUGAAAUUUAUAUAAAUGAAUAUGAAUAAAUAUCAAUGUCAUAAAAUGCAACUUAAAUAAAAACUUAUCACAUACUCAGUAUACAUAGAACGUAUCUUCUUCUAACAAUCACAAUCCAAACUACUGAGUUGUGACUUUCUUAGGUUCAAUAACUUCAAGUUCAAUUUCUAACUGUCUAGCAAGUUCUGGUCCCAUAAUUUUGAUGAGCAAUUCCAAUGUGUGGA
Molecule: messenger RNA, 1574 nt
Organism: Corticium candelabrum
Lineage: Eukaryota; Metazoa; Porifera; Homoscleromorpha; Homosclerophorida; Plakinidae
Exons: 5
Coding region: 24-1346 (440 amino acids)
Molecular function (GO): RNA binding
Source: RefSeq, a predicted model, not a curated record